UUGGCACCAGGGAUGAAAAGGAUGCGAAAUUCCCGAUUCGAAAGUCAGUUGCUGAUGGCAGCAUCACGAACAAAAUAAUACCGCCCCACUCCCAGAAAACCUUCACUCUCAUUGACGACGGAAAAAUUCAGUUAUUGAGUGGGGUUUACUUUUAUUACAUAACUGAUCGGAAUUCAGAUCUGAGGAAGGGAUUCCGAGAUCAAGCGUCAUAGCAAAAUUUAUACAGUAAAUCAAUUUGAUUUGAAGUACCAUUGCUAUUAAGAUUGAGGGGGAAGGGGUUGUUUGGUUGAUGGAAAAUGGAGUACUUGGACAACUUGCCGCCUAUGGAUCUGAUGCGGUCCGAGAAGAUGACCUUUGUUCAGCUCAUCAUCCCCGUUGAGUCCGCUCACCGCGCCAUCUCUUACCUCGGCCAACUCGGCCUUCUUCAGUUCCGCGACUUAAAUGAUGAAAAGAGCCCUUUUCAACGAACAUUUGUUAAUCAGGUGAAAAGAUGUGCGGAGAUGUCAAGAAAGCUGCGAUUUUUCAAAGAUCAGAUUCAUAAAGCUGGCCUGCUGCCAUCUCCACAUCCUGCUUCACAACCAGAUAUUGAAUUAGAAGAAUUGGAGAUGCAACUCGCAGAGCAUGAACAUGAGCUAAUUGAAAUGAAUAGCAACACUGAGAAAUUGCAGCAAACUUAUAAUGAGUUGCUAGAGUUCAAAAUGGUGUUGCAAAAGGCCAGUGACUUUCUUGUCUCAAGUAGGAGUAACUCAACUGUGCAAGAAAGAGAAAUGGUUGAGAAUGUUUAUUCGAAUGAUGAUUAUGCUGACACAGCUUCACUGCUUGAGCAGGAGAUGCAACCUGGUCCCUCAGUUCAAUCUGGCGUGCGAUUUGUUAGUGGUAUUAUUUGUAAAUCCAAAGUUCUCACAUUUGAGAGGAUGCUAUUUCGGGCUACGAGGGGCAAUAUGUUUUUCAAUCAGGCUGCUGCGGAUGAUCAAAUUUUGGAUCCUUCGUCAAAUGAAAUGGUUGAGAAAACAGUAUUUGUAGUGUUCUUCUCAGGCGAGCAAGCAAGAACAAAAAUAUUAAAAAUAUGUGAAGCAUUUGGGGCCAAUUGCUACCCUGUCCCAGAAGAUGUAACAAAAAGGAUGCAGAUAACACGAGAAGUUUCAUCUCGUCUAUCUGAAUUAGAAACCACCUUGGAUGCUGGAACACGUCAUCGGGACAAGGCUUUGACCUCAAUUGGUUUCCAGCUUGUGAAAUGGAUGAAUAUGGUUGGAAGGGAAAAAGCUGUGUAUGACACUUUAAAUAUGUUGAAUUUUGAUGUUACGAAGAAGUGUCUGGUUGGUGAAGGAUGGUGCCCAAUAUUUGCAAAGACAAAGAUACAAGAGGCUUUGCAACGAGCAACAUUUGACAGCAAUUCACAAGUUGGCAUUAUAUUUCAUGUGAUGGAUGCUGUGGAAUCACCUCCAACAUAUUUCAGAACCAAUCGUUUCACAAGUGCAUUUCAAGAAAUUGUUGAUGCAUACGGUGUUGCUAACUAUCAGGAGGCAAAUCCUGCUGUUUAUACUGUUGUUACAUUUCCUUUUCUUUUUGCUGUGAUGUUUGGUGAUUGGGGUCAUGGAAUAUGUUUGCUGUUGGGAGCAUUAGUUCUCAUAGCCCGUGAAAGAAAGCUAGGUACUCAGAAACUUGGUAGCUUUAUGGAGAUGCUGUUUGGUGGUCGCUAUGUCCUCCUGUUGAUGUCAAUAUUUUCUAUUUACUGUGGGUUGAUCUACAAUGAAUUUUUUUCUGUUCCUUUUCACAUUUUUGGGGAGUCUGCCUACAAAUGCCGAGAUUCUUCCUGCAGUGAUGCCCGUUCAAUAGGUUUAAUAAAAUCUCGGGAUCCUUAUCCAUUUGGAGUGGAUCCAAGCUGGAGAGGAAGUCGCACAGAACUGCCUUUCUUAAACUCUCUUAAGAUGAAGUUGUCAAUUUUGUUGGGUGUGGUCCAGAUGAAUCUAGGAAUUAUAUUAAGUUACUUCAAUGCACGCUUUUUUGGAAAUUCACUUGAUAUCAAGUACCAGUUUGUGCCACAGAUGAUCUUCCUUAAUUGCCUCUUUGGGUAUCUGUCUCUUCUGAUUGUUAUCAAAUGGUGCUCUGGUUCUCAAGCCGACCUCUAUCAUGUAAUGAUUUACAUGUUCUUGAGUCCUUUUGAGGAUCUUGGUGAGAACAAGUUGUUCUGGGGCCAGGGUGUACUUCAGGUCAUAUUAUUGCUUUGUGCUGUAGUUGCUGUUCCUUGGAUGCUGUUUCCCAAGCCUUUUAUUUUGAAAAGACUUCACACUGAGAGAUUUCAAGGUCGCACAUAUGGGUUACUUGGAACCUCUGAUAUGAAAAUUGAUGAUGAACCUGACUCCGCGAGGCAACACCAAGAAGAUUUUAAUUUUAGUGAGGAAUUCGUGCAUCAGAUGAUACACUCUAUUGAGUUUGUACUUGGUGCAGUUUCGAAUACGGCAUCAUACCUUAGGCUAUGGGCCCUGAGUUUGGCUCACUCCGAGUUGUCAACUGUUUUCUAUGAGAAAGUUCUGCUUCUUGCCUGGGGGUAUGAAAAUAUCAUCAUACGAUUGGUGGGACUAGCAGUUUUUGCUUUUGCUACAGCAUUUAUAUUGCUCAUGAUGGAGACCCUUAGUGCUUUCCUUCACGCUUUGCGUCUCCACUGGGUAGAAUUCCAGAACAAGUUUUAUCAUGGUGACGGGUAUAAGUUCAGGCCGUUCUCCUUUGCCUCGUUAACUGACGAUGACGACUAGGAUGUCAAUUUUGCACCAAUAUUUGUUGAAUGAUUUCGGAAAGAAGCAAUGCAAGGAAGAGUUGUGCCUUAAAUCUUACUUUACAAGCGUGGAUUAAUUGGGAUGGCUAGAACUACGCACUUCUUUGCUCUAACAUGAUGCUGCUUGGAUUAACCGAAAAUUGUAAAAUCUUGGUUCAGAACCUUUAGGCAUAAUUGGUGUAAAGGAGUCAGCUCAAGGUGCUAGUAAGGCUGUUGGGCUAAAGAUUUUGUAAUUUUGUCUUCGUAGAUUCUUUGCUCUUCUCUAGAUGUUCCAGAUAUAGAGAGAGGUGUUAGAAAUACCAAAGCUCGGAUCCUGUACACUGAAUAUCCAUGGUGAUAAUUCCUUGUGGAGGCAAAGAUCCAGAAUCUCCUUAUACAAUUACACACAAACAUAGAGAGAGAGAGAUUGUACCUGGUGCCGUGGAUUUUUGCAGGCCACCCUCUUUGAUUCUUUUUGUAAUGAUGUGGCAUAUUCUUACGGCACUUGAAAAAGAUGCUCGUACUAUAGAAAGUUGGAUUGCACGUUCUUAAUGUUAGAUAGAUAUCCGUCACUCAUGCUUUGUACCAA
This is a messenger RNA of Coffea eugenioides, 3341 nucleotides long. Its product is annotated as V-type proton ATPase subunit a1. Bases 297 to 2753 code for a protein of 818 amino acids. The transcript has 18 exons. Gene Ontology annotation, biological process: vacuolar acidification; proton transmembrane transport. Gene Ontology annotation, cellular component: vacuolar proton-transporting V-type ATPase complex; vacuolar proton-transporting V-type ATPase, V0 domain. The record is from RefSeq and is a predicted model, not a curated record. Gene Ontology annotation, molecular function: proton-transporting ATPase activity, rotational mechanism; ATPase binding. Lineage: Eukaryota; Viridiplantae; Streptophyta; Magnoliopsida; Gentianales; Rubiaceae.